Messenger RNA from Mobula hypostoma (lesser devil ray), 5570 nucleotides. RefSeq names its product proteinase-activated receptor 3-like. Gene Ontology annotation, cellular component: plasma membrane. The transcript is spliced from 2 exons. Gene Ontology annotation, molecular function: thrombin-activated receptor activity. Gene Ontology annotation, biological process: blood coagulation; thrombin-activated receptor signaling pathway; positive regulation of Rho protein signal transduction. The coding region runs from base 95 to 1120 and encodes 341 amino acids. Lineage: Eukaryota; Metazoa; Chordata; Chondrichthyes; Myliobatiformes; Myliobatidae. The record is from RefSeq and is a predicted model, not a curated record.
UCUGCGCAAGCCUUCUCCUUGUGAAUCAUUUUGUUUGAGGAAAUCACUUGGAAGGCGAGCGUGGAUUCAGGCAACUACUUUUUCGUUCUACAGUAUGAGUACUGUACCCUCGUCAGGAGGACUGCCAGGAAUCGCCUGUAAUGACUCAGUUAAGUUACCUCAGUGGGCCACACAUCAACUGAAAAGUCCCAUCGUCACAAGUUUAAUUCCUGCUCUUUAUGUCCUUGUGUUUGUUAUUGGAUUCCCAACCAAUGCAUUGGCUCUUUGGACAAUGGCGGCAAAAAAGAAGAAACCUUCCACCAUAUGCCUGAUCAACCUGGCAGUCGCAGACCUUCUCCUGGUUCUGGUGCUCCCGUUCAAGAUCCACUACCGCCUCCAGGGCAACAACUGGGUCUUUGGCGAAGCCCUGUGCCGGACGAUGACGGCCUUCUUCUACGGGAACAUGUACUGCUCCAUCCUGCUCCUCACCUUCAUCAGCGUCGACCGAUACUUUGCGCUCGUCCAUCCGUUCUACUCCAGACGCUUUAGGGACAAUAGGUUCGCUGUUAUUGUUUGCGCUGUAAUUUGGGUGGUAGUUAUUUGCUUUGUUUUCCCUUUCUUCCUUCUUAAACAGAGCUUUCACAUCCAAACCGCAAACAUCAUCACCUGUCAUGAUGUGUAUCUAAAUAAAACAAAAGAUGUUUAUUUCUAUUACUGGCAGUCUGUGGUGAUAGUAGGGUUUAUAAUUCCAAGCUUCAUAACUGUACUUUGUUAUUGUCUUGUAAUCAGAACUUUACUGCUUAGUAAGAGAGAGUAUAGAAAGGCUGUAAUAAUCACAAUUUUAACCCUGACAAUGUAUCUUGUGUGUUUCAGUCCCAGUAAUAUAUCACUGCUACUGCACCAAUGGCUUCCUGAACUCUACAUCCAUUAUUUGUACCUGUUGCCCUUCAGUAGUUUUAAUAAUUGUGUUGACCCCAUUAUUUACUACUUCAUUUCUGAAGAAUGGAGGACCAAAGUAAAGGCAAUAUUCUGUUCCCAUAAACACGGAACCAAGAAUCGAAACUCGUACUCAAUCAGUGUACUCUGGUUGACUAGAAUGGUUUCCUCCAGAAGUUCCACAACAAAUCUAAGCAGUGAGUAGCUGAAUAACUCAAGGCCAAGAAGAUAGGACCUCAGUUCUGGAAUUGUAAAGGUCCACUUUUCCCACAGCAACAAUUUGCCUUAUUGUGUCUCUCACAACCAAAGAUCAAUUCAGCCAGAUCCCAUAUUUCAGCCCUUACAUAGUCAUACGGUUGCUUUUCAAAAGUGCAGCAAAUCACUGCCUCUCUCAUCAUCUCAACAGUAGGGUCCCAGGGCACCACGUCCUGCGUGAGCGGCUUUUCUACUUUCUCCAUGACAGAGGAGCUCAGCAAGUCAGCCACCUUCUCAUGGAAGGGAGUAACCAGUCGAUGUGUGGGGCUGAGAGCCUUCAUCGGGACUGGAAAGCGAGGGGUAAGAGCCGGAAUAAGAGGGAAGGGAGGGAGGAGUCACUACAAGUUGGUAGGUGAUGGGUGAGACCAGGUGAGGGGGAAGGUGGGUGGAUUGGGGGAGUGAAGUAAGAAGCUGGGAGGUGAUUGGUGAAAAAGGUAGUGGGCCGAAGAAGAAGGAAUCUGAUAGGAGAGGAGAGUGGACCAUGGGAGAAGAGUGAAAGGAGAAUUCAUAUUUUCAUUGAUUCAACUUUAAGACUGCCACCUGGUCACACAGAUUGCUGACCAAGCAAUUCCUCCGUAGCCUGGUAAGGAUAAUGGCCAUUCAGAACAUAAUAAUUAGUUGGGUGGGGGAAGACCAUCUGGACCUUUGAACUUGUUCCAUCUUUCAUCAAAUAAAGAUAAUAAUCGGUUUCAGUAACUGUGGCACUAGGGGUUUCCUUAAGGUUGAGAAGUGGAACAUCGAACGCAGAACAUUACAGCACAGCUUUCAGCCAUAAUGUUGUGCUAACCUUCCCCAAGAUCAAUCUAACCCUUUCCUCUACACCCCUUCAUUUUUCCAUCAUUCCUGUGCCUAUCUAAGAGUUUCUUGUAUGUCCCUAAUGGAGAGAGAAUUGGUUAACCAAUAGGAAGCAGAGAGUUGGGAUGCAUGGGUGCUACUCAGGUUGGCAUUCAGUGGUGAGCGGAGUGCCGCAGGGGUCGGUGCUGGGCCUGCAACUGUUCACGAAGUACAUUAACAAUCUGGAAGAGGGGACUGAGUGUAGUGUAUCUAAGUUUGCUGAUGACCCUAAAUUGAAUGGGAAAACAAAUUGUGCAGAAGAUACGGAGAGUCUGCAGAGAGAUAUAGAUAGGCUAAGUGAAUGGGCAAGGGCCUGGCAGAUGGAGUACAAUGUUGGUAAAUGUGAGGUCAUCCGCUUUGGAAGGAAAAGUAGAAGAUCAGAUUAUUAUUUAAAUUGUGGCAUGCUGCUGUGGCUUGUGCAUGAAUUGCAAAAGGAUGGUUUGCAGGUGCAACAGGCGAUCAAGAAGGGAAAUAGAAUGUUGGCCUUCAUUGCAGAGGGAUUGAAUUUAAGAGCAGGGAGGUUAUGUUGCAGCUGUGCAGGGUACUGGUGAGGUCACACCUGGAGUACUGUGUGCAAUUCUGGUCUCCUUUCUUGAGAAAGGAUAUAUUGGCUUUGGAGGCGGUGCAGAGGAGGUUCAUCAGCUUGAUUCCAGAGAUGAGGGGGUUAGACUAUGAGGAAAGAGUGAGUCACCUAGGACUGUACCCGCUGGAAUUCAGAAGGAUGAGAGGAGAUCUUAUAGAAACAUAUAAAAUUAUGAAAGGGAUAGUUAAGAUGGAGGCUGGAUAGUUGUUUCCACUAGUCGGAGAGACUAGAACUAAAAGCCAUAGACCCAAGAUUUGGGGGAGUAAAUAUGGAGAUGAGGAGGAACUGCUUUUCCCAGAGAGUGGUGAAUCUGUGGAAUUCUCUGCCCAAUGAAGCAGUGGAGGCUACCUCAGCAAAUAUAUUUAAGACAAGAUUGGAGAGAUUUUUGCAUAGUAGGGGAAUUAAGGGUUAUGGGGAUUGGGCAGGUAGGUGGAGAUGAGUUCAUGGUCAGAUCUGCCAUGAUCUUAUUGAAUGGCGGAGCAGGCUCCAGGGGCCAGAUGGCCGACUCCUGCUCAUGUUCUUAUGUUCUACCUCUACUACCACCCCUGGAAGCACAUUCCAUGCGCCCACCAUUCUCUGUGUACAAAUCUUACCUCUGACAACCCCUCUGUACUUUCCUCCAAUCAUCUUAAAAUCAUGCCCCCUUGUAUUGGCCAUUUCCACCCUGGGGAAAGUCUUUGGCUAACCACUUCAUCUAUGCUUCUUAUCAUCUUGUACAUCUCUAUCAAGUAAUCUCUCAUCCUCCCUUGCUCCUAAGUGGAAAAACCCCAGAUUACUCAACCUAUUUUCAUAAAACAUGCCCUCCAGUCCAGGCAGAAUCCUGGUAAAUCUCCUCUGUACCCUCUCUAAAGCUUCCACAUCCUUUCAUAGUGGGGCAAUCAGAAAGAUAUCUGUCUGAAGUCAUUGUCUGAGCCUCCAAAGCCCUCGGUGGUAGGGAAUUCCAAAGAUUCUUCCCUUGUGAAUGAAGACAUUUCUCUUUGUUGUUGAUGUAAUAUCAAGAAGUUCUCUUCAUCUGUGUCCCUUAUUCUGAGAGUAUUAUCCCAAGUUCUAGAAGCUCUAGCCAGAGGAAAUUUUCUCUCUGCACCCAUUCUGCUGAGAACCGUAUGAAUGGGUAAGCUACAUUGAAAUCCCAUUCUUCUAAACUGUGGAGACUAUAGGCUCCUCCACUCAGUCUCUCCUCAAAUAGACAAACACAUCCUUCCAGAAAUCAACCUGGUGAAGGCUUGUCGUGUUCCUUUAUUAUACAAGGAAAAGUAACCAACUGUAAUCCCAUCUUGGGAUAAUUGCAGUAAGUUAACCUUACUCUUGUAAUCAAAUCCUCUUAUAAUAAAGGCCAAAAUUUGCCAUCCUAAUUGCUUGUUGCAGAUUCAUGUACAAUGUCAGCUAGGUCUCCUUGAACAUCAUAUGUUCCCAGCUCUCAGCUUUACUGCGCUGUGCACUAAUAUAGACAAUCCCCUCUUUAUUCACAUCAUAAUUGCAUCCACUAUGAACUUGCCUUCUCACUUACCAUGACUCUAUCCUCUGAAAGCUCCCCCUUCCUACUCAUGAAUCCAUGUAAUUUGGAAUUAUAUAGAAAUUUGGAAACAGCACGUUUGGUCGUUUUGGUCGUUCUGGCCAAAUUGUUCAUAUUAAUUGUGAAUAGCAGUGAUUUGAGCCUGCCAGCCCAUGGAAGAGCCUUACUUCCUAUUCUGUGCUUCCUAUCUUUUAACGCAAUUCUCAAACUGCCAUUAGACUAUCCUCAAUCCUAUGUCAACAAUUCCUCUCCACCUGAAGAUCCUUCAGCAAAUUGUUCCAUUUUCCAGCGUUUCUCAUGUCUAACGUUGCUGGUUGGGAUUUUGUGAAAUGGACACAAAGUGUUUGUUUAUUCCUCUUCAUCUAUGAACAAAGACACUAAGUACAAUUUAUUUCCUCCAUCAUCCUUAUUCCCAAUUAUAAUUCCUCCUGUAUCUAACAGCCAUGUGCCCUUGCUUGUCUUUUCCUUGUUGCACACAUAUAAAACCUAAUACAAUCCCAUUUUAUGUGAAAGCAAUGAAAAUUGUCAAAGAAAUAAUUAAGGUAAAGGCUGAAUUAAUGUGCAAUUGUUAUUACCAAUUUCUUUUUAUUUUGUGAAACGACUCGAUGGGCGAAAUGGAAGGGCCUAUCUCUGCUCCUACAUCUUAUGCCUUAUAGCCUUUCACUUUCAAGAGACCAGAGUGAAAUGAUUUUACCAGCUUGAAAAUAUUCGAACAUGACAAACGCCAAAAACAAACUCCUGAAUUUCGCUAAAAAUAAAGAGCAGGAAAUUCAACGCCCUUUUUAAGAUGUUUAAUUCCUGAUCCAUAAGCGCCAUUCGGAACUGAUGCCAAAAUUUAUUCCUGUGUAUACCCGUAAGAAAACAGACCUCAGUCAUAUAUGGUGACAUAUAUGUACUUUGAUAAUAAGCUUACUUUGGACUUUGAAUUACUUGUAAACUGGUUUGAACGUGCUAAUAAUGCAGAAAGGUGAAUGGAGCAAAUGUGCCAGCAGAAUAUUUUUGGAUUGUUCGGCCUGUUUUUAAAAUGUGAAAUGUCAUAAAAUUCUGUGUGGCAGUGUCAACAGAGCAAGUUAAGCUUUUAGUGCUUUGUUAUUAUAUAGGAUAAUUUGCUUUAGAAUUGAAAUGCAGUCAUGCGAACUUUUUCCUUAUGUAUUUUAUUUAAAAUAUUUGCUUUAGAAUUGAAAUCAAUUCAUGUUAAUCAUUUCCUUCUGUAUUUGAUUAAAAAAAUCACAUACAGAGAAUUAUACUGAAACUGAACUAGAAUGUAGAAUUUCAUUUGGGAGUUGAACAAAAUGAUUGUUUUUUGGUGGACUAUUUCUUUCCUUGUUUGUUAGCUGUUUCUCUUUCAAUGAUAAUUAAUACAUGUAUUAUUCAGAAUGUAAUAAUAUUGUAUUUACUAUAUUUAGUAUUACUGUCAUUAAGACAUGCUGUUUUUUAAAAGCAGUUAAUAAACUUGUAAAAUUAGCCACA